Pseudozyma hubeiensis SY62 is the source of this 357-nucleotide messenger RNA. RefSeq names its product sybindin-like protein. Bases 1 to 357 code for a protein of 118 amino acids. NCBI's taxonomy places the organism in Eukaryota, Fungi, Basidiomycota, Ustilaginomycetes, Ustilaginales, Ustilaginaceae. Gene Ontology annotation, biological process: endoplasmic reticulum to Golgi vesicle-mediated transport. The record is from RefSeq and is a predicted model, not a curated record. The transcript has a single exon. Gene Ontology annotation, cellular component: TRAPP complex.
AUGUCUUCGCUUUGGAUCAUCAACAAGGCAGGGGGCCUCAUCUACCAAUCCGAACACUUCGUCCACCCCGCCGCCUCCUCCAUGCCCAACAACGGCCGCCUCUCGUCGAACGAAUACCUCGUGCUCGCAGGAACGCUCCACGGCAUCCACGCCAUCACCGCCAAACUCAACCCCGUGCCCAACCGCAAGUGCAGCGGCAUCGAGAGUCUUGAUUCGGAUCAUUUUACCAUUCGCGUCAUGGUUACUUCCACAGGUGAGUUGUUCAGCGAAGAAACGUACAACAAUGGGCGAGGUGUCUUUGAACUGACAUAUGAAUGUUUUGUGGGAUGGAAACAGGGACAAAGUUCGUACUGGUGA